Dacryopinax primogenitus is the source of this 5543-nucleotide messenger RNA. RefSeq lists its product as uncharacterized. The record is from RefSeq and is a predicted model, not a curated record. Bases 1 to 5418 code for a protein of 1805 amino acids. Lineage: Eukaryota; Fungi; Basidiomycota; Dacrymycetes; Dacrymycetales; Dacrymycetaceae. Gene Ontology annotation, molecular function: microtubule binding. The transcript has 7 exons.
AUGGCGACCACGAGCACGACCACGGACGAACACCCAAUAGAGGCAGGGCAGGAGGAAGAGCAGAAGCAGGGAGAAAGGGAAGCGCAGCCUGUAGGACACCUCGAUACGGUAGACGUAGCGGAUCUGCAGGCGUUCAACGAGCGGAAAACAUGGAUUAUCGAGAAGACAAAGUAUUUGGAAACGUUGACACCGCUCGAGCCCCUCAGGAGUGAUAAUCUCGUUUAUCCUGAUCGGGCACCGGGGUUACCGACGCUGGAUGAGAUUAGGGUGUGGGUACGAGAGGUGCGGACGUUGGAGAAGGAGACGGACCAGUUUGAUAAGUCGGAUUUAAAGAGACUGAGAAAGACUGCGAGAGCUGCGGCAAAUCGGCAUCUUACACCGGAAGAUACCGACCUUGUCGACCUCACCUUGUCGACGUUACUUGCUCUGGAUCAUCUGCUGGAAGCGAUCCAGCAGCGGUCUGAACAGCUGGAUCUGUUCGGUCAUCGGGUACGAUGGGAAGACCAGCGUACCGAAUGUGAGCAAGAGCGGCGUGCUAUCAAAUCCGAUUUGCACAAUUUCAUCGCUGAGCAUGCGCGGUGGUCGCCUUCGACGUACGAGGAGGUCUCCGCCUCCAGUGUCUCUGGCAUCCCGGAACACUCUGCUUCAACAUCUGCGACGGCUCCGCCCUCGGCUGUCCGAUCUAUGACCCCGGGUUUUUCUCGACCAUCUUCUGCUCGUUCUACGCCAACGAUGGCCUUCCAAGCGAGCCGGAGCCAGCGGUUCCAGCUUGGUCAACAGCUAGCAACUGACGCGUCGAGGCUCUAUAUGCGCGCGUCUAACUUACGCCAGGGAAGAGUCGAAGUCUCUGGCAAGUUACUGGAUAGACUUAUCUCACUGAAGAAAAUACCUGAGCCGUUCUUGGAUGAACAAGACAGACUUGAGGACGAGACGGACUUCUUGAGGAGGUCAUUGGGAGAGUUUGCUCUUGCGUUGGCUGAGCAGUGGAUUGUGGCCGACCGCGUUUAUAGCGACUGCAUUAGACAUCAGAGUGAAGCCCAAGCUAUUAUGGCCGAUCUUGGAAGAGCUUCAACGAAACCCCCCAAUCAGAGGCUACAUGCCUCCUUGUCCUACCGAAUGACCAACCUUCAAUCUCGGCUCUCGACAACGGCGUACGACGUGCUUGUAUUCCGCCAUAUCCCACAGCCAACGCACAACUCCUAUUCAGAACAAGAGCAGCAUAACGAGCAGAUUGUACAGACGUUGUCGGAGGAAUUGGAGACUGCUCAGAACCUAGCUCGCUUAGCUGCCACGAGCGUGAAGGAAUAUCAUGAUGCUCUCAAGAUCUUACACCGGGCAGACAAGAUCAAGGAGGAGAUGAGCUUGCGAAAGUCGCAGCUUUCCGCGUUGGCCGUGAAACUCGUCCGAGGAGCCGACACUUCAGCAGAGUCUUCAACUGCACCAGACCUCUCGACAGAAGCCUGUUUGGAGCCGGGUCGACAUAGCGCAUAUAUGGCAUCCUUACCAGCACUGCUCAGCGAACUCGACGAAGCAGGACGAUCGGCCGAUCGGCUCGUGAGAACGGCGCGCGCGCACCUUCCUACUCUCAAGCCUAUUACCCUUGCCCCAGGAUACAUGGAUGCUUGUAUGCAAGCUAUCACCUCGCUCGAGUCGGAACGACGUUCACUUCUCACAACCCGUGAAGCUUCUUGUGCCUUGGCAUCUUGUUUCAACACGGUCUGCCAGAUUUGGAGCUCUACACAGGAUAUCCAGCGGUCAUGUCAAAAGCGGCAGAUCGAGAUACAGAACGGUCUCGAAUGCGAUAGAUGGAGGCCAAAGUCGCCUAUCUCAUCGAGCAGUGGCCCCCCGACACCUGAGACGCCCUCAAACCGAAUGUUUACCGAUUCAACAUCGCCUUCCGAAGUGUUAGCACAUGUCGACAACUUGACGAAACAAUUCAAACGCGCUGUCGAAACGCCCGUGAAGAGUGUUAUUCCAUCAAUGACGGACAGGCUCAGAUCGCACUUCGACACCUCUUCGGAGAAGGUCAAGCAGGAUCUUUCAGAUCUACAAGAGCUGGCGAAGCUCUGGCAGCGCGUGCGGGAACAAGCGUUCGCAAUGGCAGAUACCAUGAAAGAAGCGGACGCACUGGAUAACAGGCUCUCUUCGCUUCUUCUCGAGGCCAGUGGUCUUUGGCAAGAGGUGUCUGCGGCGUCAGUCAUCCCUCAGCUAGCAGACGUCAUAGAUCCUCUACGUCAACAAUGUUCCGCUUUGCGCCAAGAGAUCGAGGCUUUCUCUGCCGGACUUGCAGCUCGUGUUCCCUUUGUGACCGGCCGCACGCAGUCGCCAUUGUCACCGUACAAGGUUCGCAGUCCGAAAUCUUCAACAACGAUGCCCAUGCCUCAGACACCUCCCGAAACUACGGUGAUCCCUUCGAUAGUGGUACCGUUUGACCCUCCCGUUCUCGAUGACGCUGUACGAUCCCAGAUCAACGUGCGCUGUGCUAGCUUACAAGGGGGUAUCCACAACCUAGACAAACGAAUAAGACUCCUUGAUCGGGCAGAUCAAGUACGGACACUGGAAACGUGCCUCGCACAGGCCGAAAAUCGCAUUGAUGACGUCUUCAAGUCAUUAGAUGCUCGAACACAAGCAAUAACGGCUCUUGCUUCAAACGUUGGGGCUGAAUCGACUAAAGAUGUUCAGCUCGCAUUGGAAGCACUUGAGAGCGAAGCCACUGAACUCAUCACAUUUGCAUCAGCGUUAGACCAACUUCUUCACGAUAUCAUGACUGGAUCCCAAGAAGCACAUGAUGAUGUUCAGCGCACUAUUUCUGCUGAUAAGGAUAAUGAAGACCUCGGAGGACUUCUCAAGCCCCGUCUAAAACGGUUGGAAGCUCUGGAGGACAAGGAGGAUCAGUUGCACAAGAACUCAGCAGCAGCACUCCGAGAACUCCGCGACGUAUCAACUGCGUUGGCGAAGAGAUUGGCUCUGCUGGAGUCAGAAGAAGCGGACUCUUUGGCCAAGCAGAAAGAGGAAACGACCUCUGCCAUGCAACGAGCGAGCCCUCACAGCGAAGCUCCCCCCCAUAUCCAGGAGGAAACAGUACAGCAGGUUGCGCCACGCAACCUAGCAUUUCCUGGAAUUGAAGAGGAUGAAGCAAACAUACCAGACUCGCUGUCAGCCGAUAUCUCCUCCGGAACUAUCCUCGUUCCUAUACCGCGGGAGGAUGGGGCUUACUUAGCGCCUGUCUCCGACUCAAGCUUGUCUUCUGGAACAAUCCUCAUCCCUAUGCCGCAGGAAGACGCAGCUUACUUCCCGCCUACCUCUGACUCAAGGUCGCCCUCCAAAGUCGCACCGAGAGGGAAAGCUAAAACUUCCAUUACCGCAAACGCCCAUACUGAGCAGUCACGCACUGUAUCAAGCCCUUCUCGGAAUCUUCCAGUUCCAAGUGUAGUUGUGACCCGUGACUCAUCUUCUCGAGAAGAUGUACUCCCUAACCCGCGGUUUGUGACACGCACUGCCGGAAGUCCUUCGCGGCGCAUUGACCUCAAAAGUCCCCCUGCUUCUCCGAAGGCAAGACGCUCCAGUGCCUUGUCGUUAAUGACCAACAUGAACACACACCCUGUUGAGAAACAAGAGAAUGGUGUCGUUGAGUCUGACGAGAAUGAGAAAGAAGAAGAUGUAUUUGGGACUCUGGUCCCUUUGACUGAGAACAAGGAUGCUCAAAUGAUGGUGGCGAAAGCCCACGUUCUUUCCGACCUUAGGACCACUCUUUCCAACUUGAAGCUGGAGGAACUUGCCCAUUCCCUCACGCCUGAAAGCCAGUUUUCCAUGCUACCUACUCAUGACAUUGUCGAUCAAGCUCGCUCUGCUGUGGCUAUUGCCCAAGAGAAAAUACAGGAUUUAGCAGCACCGAGCUCAGAUGUCAGCACACAAGCGCAGGGUCAUUCACUCCGACAAGAACUGAAUGUGACUGUGCAAUUGAUACCUCGUCUGGAAGCACUUGCUUCAUUCGCAGCCAAGAUCGACGAAUGCGAUGCGGGUAUCAACGAGAUCAUCUCCCAGUUGGACACUUAUCCGGAUGCCCCUCAGUCGAGUGCAUCGCCUUCAGUAUCUGGGUAUGGUGUAGCUCGCCGCCAAUUAAGUGCACUCCUCGAAAAUGUAUCGGCUACUGUCCAAACUGCAUUGGAGGCUGCUGAUGGCCUGGCUGACGAUUUCCGGGUUCUGAAUGAGCGAAUGCGCAUUGAACAAAUAUGGGCCGAAGCAAAGGACGAAGCGAACGACCGACUGGAUCCCGCUUUUGUUCGGACGAAAUCAGCUAUGUCUCUCUCCUCGCUGAGCAGCAGCACUUCGAUAAAUCAUUUAUCGACACCAUCUCUCAAGAAGCCAUCUUUAUCGAGGCAGUCAAGUACAACAAUAUUGUCGGGUCGAUCCUCUGUGUUAUCAGCAUCUACAGGAGGCCCAUGGAUUCCCAGCGUCGGCAUCAAACCAACCAGUCGCUCUGUAUCCGGCCCUCUUCCACGCACGCCUGCUAGUCGACUUCCUCGACCUACCGACUCACCCACUCCAUCCGCAGUUCUCCGGCAGCGCGCCGAGAGCGUGGUCUCUAAUUACACUCAAAGGAGUCGUCAAAGCCUUGAUUCGUUUGCCCCAGUAUGGACCCGCGGCAUCUCUGACACGCGCCGUCGCAAGAGUUCAAUGAGCUCGGAGGUCACCCCCACUAGGCCCCGCAAUAUGUCCAUGAGUUCUUCCUGGAGUAGAACACCUCGGCAAUCAUUCGGUUCACCUAUGCUACCCUCGAGAGAAGGCCCGAAGAAGCGUCAAUACGUCGCAAACCCGAAGAAUAAACUAGAUGUGGCUGUUGGUAAUGUCAUCAAUCGACUUCCGGUAAACGUCAACGUUCGACCACUUCCGGGAUGGAAGGACCAAAGUGGCAAGUAUUACAUUGGUGAUGCUAACGUCAAGCCCUAUUUCUGUCGUAUCCUACGUUCACAGACGGUCAUGGUUCGCGUGGGCGGCGGUUGGAUGGAGCUUUCCAAGUUCAUCAGAGGGCAUUUCGCAGAACUUUUCCGAAUUCUGCCUCCAGGUCCUUUGACUCCACCGAUCAAGGAGCCAUGGAUAAGUUCUGCUACAUUGUUGAAGGCGGCUGGCAGCCCGCUGCAGGCGGCGGGUUCUCCGUUGGCAUCACCAGUCGACCCAUCUUCACCAUUUUCGGACCCCAAGACGCCGUCACCAGCACAUGCCGGCGAUUUAAGCAACUCGAGCCUUUUCUCACUCGCAUCCUCAUCUUCGCCUGGAUCCCCUCUUGCUUCUAUUCAAUUCUUGCGUAAGGCGGAUGAAUUUGGGCGCUUAUCACAGUCCCCUACAUUACGAAAUUCCACGACCUCGAAACACAAAUCACAAGGAAAAGCGUCUGGUAGAGGCGUAUGGAGACCUUGAAUUUUUCUCCUCUAUUUUUGGAUUUAAUGCCCGACUAUGACGGACACCUCACGGAUACACUGACCACUGUACUGAGAUUUCUUGCAUGAUUCGUAUACCGACUGGAUACCCUUAUUCAUACCAUU